Molecule: messenger RNA, 675 nt
Organism: Coniosporium apollinis CBS 100218
Lineage: Eukaryota; Fungi; Ascomycota; Dothideomycetes
Product: imidazoleglycerol-phosphate dehydratase
Exons: 2
Coding region: 1-675 (224 amino acids)
Biological process (GO): L-histidine biosynthetic process
Molecular function (GO): imidazoleglycerol-phosphate dehydratase activity
Source: RefSeq, a predicted model, not a curated record
AUGGCAGACCGAGUACGCAGCGCAACCAUCAACCGCGACACCAAUGAAACAAAAAUCCAAUUGAGCCUGAACCUCGACGGUGGAGUGCUAGAGGACGCCUCCGAGAGCUCUGCGAACGGUGAGGCAAAGAGCCAUGCGGCACAAACCUCGAAAUCUCAGACCAUCGACGUGGACUCUGGAAUCGGGUUCCUGGACCAUAUGAUCCACGCGCUGGCGAAGCACGCCGGCUGGUCGUUGCGCAUAAGGUGUCGCGGCGACCUGCACAUCGACGACCACCACACCGCAGAAGACACCUUCAUCGCCCUCGGCACCGCCUUCAAGUCCGCACUAGGCAGCAUAACUGGCCUCGCGCGCUUCGGCUCCGCCUACUGCCCGCUGGACGAAGCCCUCUCGCGCGCCGUCGUCGACCUCUCAAACCGUCCCUUCAGCGUCAUAAAUCUGGGUCUGCGCCGUGAGAAGAUUGGAGAUCUCAGCACAGAGAUGCUGCCGCAUUGUCUGCAGAGCUUUGCGCAGGGCGCCGCGAUUACGAUGCAUGUGGAUUGCGUGAGGGGCGAGAAUGAUCAUCAUAGGGCGGAGAGCGCGUUUAAGGCGCUUGCGGUUGCGCUGAGGCAGGCUACCACGAGGGUGGUGGGGAGAGAGGGGGAGGUGCCGAGUACGAAAGGGGUGUUGUAUUAG